AUGCUUCACAGUAGCCUGGCCACAGAAGUAGUCACCAUGGUCGAGUUUGGGGAUUUGAUAAGUGCUGUGGGGGAAUUUGGCCUCUAUCAGAAACUGGUGGUACUGUUGCUCUCCCUCCCGCUGCUUCUUAAUCCCUUCCAAAUGGUUGGCCAAGUGUUCAUGGUUGUGGACGUGCCUCAUUACUGCAACACGGACUGGAUCCGUGCUGUCGGCCCCAACCUGACUGAGGAAGAGCAGCUGAACCUCACCCUGCCCCGGGAUGCAGAUGGGGAGUACGAGCAGUGCUCCAUGUACUCACCCGUGGACUGGGACCUCGACUCCAUCAUGGCAUAUGGCCUGAAUGCCACGGAGAAGUGCAGCAAUGGCUGGGUGUACCCCACAGCACAGCAGCCAUCCCUGCUCACCGAGUUUGACCUUGUGUGUGACAGGAAGGACCUGAGUGACAUCUCCCAGUCUGUGUACAUGGUGGGGCUUCUACUAGGAGCUAUGAUCUUUGGACCACUCAGUGACAGGAUCGGCCGCCGGCCAGUCCUUCUGAUCUCCAUCCUCGGCCAGAGUUUGUUCAGUUUAGCAAUUGCCUUUUUGCCCAAUUUCAUUGUAUACAUGGUCUUCAGAUGUAUCAUGGCAACUGCUGUGUCAGGAAUUCUGAUUACUACCUUGCCCUUAGCUACAGAAUGGGUUGGUGUCUCCUAUCGACCAACAGCAGUGCUUAUAACUCACUGCUUUUUAGCUACUGGACAACUGGUCUUGGCUGGCUUGAGUUAUGGUAUUCGUAACUGGAGGUUGCUGCAAAUAGCAGGGUCUGCUCCUACGUUUGCCCUUUUCUUCUACUUCUGGGUGCUACCAGAGUCAGCUCGCUGGCUGGUGACAAAAGGCAAAAUAGAAGAAGCUAAGAAGUACCUUAAGAAGGCAGCAUCCAUCAACAAACGCACCAUUCCUCCAGAACUGCUCGACCAGCUGAAGUGUGAGACCCAGACCAAGUCUGGAAGUAUUCUGGAUCUCCUUCGGAAGAAGCACCUCCUGAAGGUGACUUUAAUCAUGUCGUGUGCCUGGUUUAUGGAUAGUCUGGUCUACUAUGGUUUGAGCCUUAACGUGACAGGCUUUGGUCUCGACAUCUAUCUGACACAACUUGCUUUUGGAGUAGUGGAGUUACCAGGUCGUAUUUGCUGCAUUUACCUGCUACAGUGGUUUGGGAGGAAAAAAGUCCAAGCUGUUCUCCUGCUGUUGGCUGGCUUGAUGUGUCUCAUCAUUGUUGGCAUCCCUGAAGACCAGGCAGUGGCAAUCACCGUCCUGGCAGUCAUUGGCAAGUUUGCUGCAUGUGCUUCCUUCUCCACCUCCUACGUCUACUCUGCAGAGCUCUUCCCCACCAUCAUCAGGCAGAGCGGCGUGGGGCUGUGCUCGAUGGCAGCACGGGUGGCGGGGAUCAUCGCCCCGCUGAUCCGCCUCCUGGAGCAGUACCACAAGGCCAUCCCCAUGGCUGUCUACGGCAGUGCCACUGUGCUGGGGGGGCUGCUCUGCUUCCUGCUGCCCGAGACCCGCGGGGUUGAUCUGCCAGAUGACACGGUGACAGAUAACCCCCAAAAGAAAAGCAAAUUGCAGACCCUGUCCAAGACAAACAGUGAAGAGAAAGAAAUAAACUCAGAGAAAGAUAUCUAAAGAUGCUCGGAAAGCAAGCAGAUACUAAAGGUCUACUCUAACAGAAUCUGAUCUUAAAGCAGAGCAACGAGGCACUGCUGUCUGAAAACUGGUCUUGCAGAUGAUCAACAAACUCACCACUCACACGCAGAGGGAGAGGAGAUCUGUGUCACUGCGUUUGGAAAAGACGCGCGUGGGACUGUUGUUGAGACCCAGUCUGUUUGUGCCUGGCUGUGUGAGUCCUCCCUGACGUGUUUCCCAGUCCCUUGCAAACUGGUACCCGUGGAACCAUCCCUGUCGUGAUUUACAGCAAUAAAGAAUUGCCAGCAGAGCGGCAUUACUGGGCAAGCGAGCGCCGGGCUGCGUCCCUCCUGCACUGAGCGCUGGGGUCGUCAGCCUUGGCGGCGGUCCGAGCCUCCGUGUCUGAUCAGGAUGGCACCAAAACCCUGUCACACUAUUGAGGUUUUCUUCCUAUGUGGUGUUGAAUUUGAAUUGCUACAGGAAUAACAUAAAUUAGAUUUGGAGUUUGAGAAGAGAUGCUUGUAAUGCAAUACGUGAAGAAUAAAUGGUGUUGAUUUCUUUUUGUUUUUUUUCCUACAGUUUCACAGUUGGCCUUUGUAACUGCUGUUGGCUCUGGAGUGUUUUUUACACAGCAAUUGUAAGCCUGUAAUGUAACACACAGAUGGAAACGUGUUUGGUUUCCCUCAGCCACCAACAAUGCAGAAACAGAGUGUUGAAGCAGAAUGAGUGGGUUCAAUUAGGACAUUUUUAUUUCUGAGUCUUCUGAUGAACAAUCUAUAUUUAUAUUUUUUUCUUGAUGAGCAGCUUUGGAACCUCCCUGAGCUGUGCUUAUACAGU
Phasianus colchicus (ring-necked pheasant) is the source of this 2493-nucleotide messenger RNA. RefSeq names its product solute carrier family 22 member 13-like. Gene Ontology annotation, cellular component: membrane. Gene Ontology annotation, biological process: transmembrane transport. The record is from RefSeq and is a predicted model, not a curated record. Gene Ontology annotation, molecular function: transmembrane transporter activity. Lineage: Eukaryota; Metazoa; Chordata; Aves; Galliformes; Phasianidae.